CUUUUAUUGGAUGUGCCGCUGUCAAGCAGUGCUGAAGAAUUGGAAGGGCAAACGCCAGAAAAGGCAGAGAAAAGACAAACAUAAAAUCAGCAGUAUGUAGCUCGGUGCUGCCUCACCUCCGCUCUGCUUCACCGCCAACAAACCCGGCCGUCCCGGAUUUCAGAUCCGAAACUUGUGGACACGGAGCGGUCUUGUUUUUUCUGUUUUUUUUUUUUUUUUUUUUUUUUUUUUUUUAGAUUUUUUUUUUUUUCUCUGUGUGUCUCUCUCUCAAGCGAGUGCAUUCUCCAGAGGUGGUACCUCCACAUAUUACAAUCUGACAGCCUCUACAUCCCUUUUUUCCUCCACAAUGAGAACAAACCGUGGAGCCUGCUGACACUGUAGCCAACUGCACCCGGGUUUGGACCUCUUAUAUCAGGCGGAUCAUCCUCAGCCGGCCAGCGGAUGCCUCUGAAUGGAGGUUUGCAAAAAGCCAUCCACCAAGAUUUCCCCGCUUCCUAAACUGGUGAUUUCUGCCUGAUAAAUGGAGUGUGCUGUCGGACUACAUAAUCAUGGCAUUAUGUUUUACGGAGGGUGUUUGACAUCGGAGCGACUGGCCAGAAUAACACCCCGCAGUGUGAAUAUUUCAGCCUGUUGAUGAUGAACCGCUCAGGACUGGAGCAAAGUGUCGUGAGAACCGGUUUAUGGCCCGUGUCUUGAGCUGAAGUGGGCACCCAGAUUGUUUAAAAGAGAGAAAGAGAGAGGAAAAACAUCAUAUUUGAUGGCUCCGGGGUGGGGGAGGACGACUACACAUGAAACCUUGGACACAAAAUAUGGAUAAAACUAUUGCAUGAAGCCGGCGGGGGGACUCCAUGGUGUGUUUAGGCCUACUUGAUAACACUGAAGUUGAGGGGGAAAAUGAGAAAAUGGUGAUUUGGUACGAAGAAGGCGAGAACAGGAGCCGGAGUGAGGGAUACAAAUCGUCCAUGGGGAUCUGAGCAGUCCAGCUGAAGAAUAACGGGAUCCAAGUUUUCGAGGAUAAGACAGCUGCUUUGAUUAAAGACCUCCAAUUAACUUCAUGUGAAAAAGACAGGGAGGAAAUCAGCUUCCUGGUCGGGGGGUGGGGGAUAGGGAGAUAUAUUAUUCAUGCCUUGUGUCAGAGCAAUUGGAGAACCGGCUUUGCUGUGGCCUAGAUGAUACAUAUAUGUGUAUUUAUAGAGAUAUAUAUUUAAGACAAUUAAACCUUAAGUGGAAGAGUGGACCUUGUGAAACAAACAAAAAGAAGGGCGAAUGACACUCGGGUAGCCUCAAAGUAAAGCACUUGCGCAAAAAGAAAAAAGGCUGAAGUGGGUUGAAGCAUGGGCUGUGCUUCAAGUAUUCAUAUCUCUGAUAGGGUGGUCUACCACAGUGGAAAAGAGUCCGAGGAUUCCCACUCACCCCAGCAGACUAACACCACUCAGCAUCAAGGAAAUCCUGCCUCGGGACUACCCCUAAAACCCCCGAGCUGCAAGACCACAUUAACAGAGGUGCAAUUUGGACCAAUGAAGUUAUUUAAAGACCCACUUCAGGUACUUUUAGUUUUUGCCAAAGAGGACAGUCAGAGUAAUGGCUUCUGCUGGGCAUGUGAGAAGGCCAACUUCAGGUGCAGCAUGGCACGAACACCCGAGUCAGCUCUUGAAUGCUUCUUGGAGAAGCAUCAUGACCUUGUCAUCAUUGACCACAGACAUUCCAGACACUUUGAUGCUGAAGCACUAUGCCGGUCAAUUAGAGCGCUCAACUCUUCAGAAAACACUGUGAUAGUCGCCGUUGUGAAAAGGCCAGACAGAGAGGAAGCCUCUGUGAUGCCCCUGAUCAAUGCCGGCUUUAAUAGGAGAUAUGUGGAGAAUGCCAAUAUGAUGGCCUGCUAUAAUGAGCUGCUACAGUUGGAGCAUGGAGAGGUGCGGGCGCAGUUCAAACUGAGGGCUGGAAAUGCUAUUUUCACAGCCCUUGAACAAAGCCAAGAGGCCAUAGAGAUCACUUCUGAAGAUCAAGUAAUUCAGUACGUGAACCCUGCCUAUGAGUCCAUUAUGGGCUACCAACAAGGCGAGCUAAUAGGGAAGGAAAUAAUAGAAGUGCCUAAAAGUGAGAAGAAUAAGCCUGAUCUCCUAGAAACAAUAAAUUCCUGCAUACGGAAAGGAAAGGAGUGGCAGGGGAUUUAUUAUGCCAAAAAGAAGAAUGGAGACAGCAUACAGCAAAAUGUGAAGAUCACACCUGUAAUUGGACAGGGAGGAAAAAUCAGACACUAUGUGUCUAUCAACUGGCCUUUAAAUGAUAAUAAUAAGAGUGAUAAAUCGACUGAACGUGUGCAGGCAGAGUCUCAGACAGACAUCCAAACCAGUAAGCACAAAGACCGGAGGAAAGGCUCUCUGGACGUAAGAUCCACAACGUCUCGGGGGAGCGAUGGGAGCUCACAGCGACGGCACUCCUCAAUGGCCCGAAUCCACUCCAUGACUAUAGAAGCUCCCAUCACCAAGGUAAUCAACAUUAUCAACGCGGCGCAGGAAAGCAGUCCUAUGCCUGUGGCAGAGGCCUUGGAUCGGGUACUGGAGAUCCUGAGGACGACUGAGCUCUACUCCCCACAGUUGGGCACCAAGGAUGAAGACCCCCAUACGAAUGACCUCGUGGGGGGGCUGAUGACGGAUGGUACACGUAGAUUGUCAGGAAAUGAGUACAUCCUUGCCACAAAACAGCCCCACCAUAUCCCCAGCCACCUGACAACUCCUCUGUCUUUAAAUGACAUCCCCCCUCGUAUCGCCCAGACCAUGGAGAACGAGGAAUCUUGGGACUUUGACAUUAUCAAUUUGGAGGCUGCAACCAUGAAACGGCCUUUGACCUACUUGGGCAUGAAGAUCUUCUCCCGAUUUGGGGUCUGUGAGUUCCUAAACUGCCCUGAGGCCACUUUGCGCUCCUGGCUACAAGUGAUUGAAGCUAACUACCACUCCAGUAACUCCUACCACAACUCUUCUCAUGCAGCUGAUGUCCUGCACGCAACGGCGUAUUUCCUCUGCAAGGAGAGGGUCAAGCAAAGUUUGGAUCCUAUUGAUGAGGUGGCUGCACUGAUUGCUGCUACUGUGCACGACGUGGACCACCCAGGGCGCACCAAUAGUUUCCUGUGCAACGCAGGAAGCGAGCUGGCCAUCCUCUACAAUGACACGGCUGUGCUAGAGAGCCACCACGCAGCACUGGCCUUCCAGAUCACCACAAGAGAUGAUAAGUGCAACAUCUUCAAAAACAUUGAGAGGAAUGAAUAUCGAACACUACGACAGGCCAUCGUUGACAUGGUGCUCGCAACUGAGAUGACCAAACACUUUGAACAUGUCAACAAAUUUGUCAACAGCAUCAACAAGCCACUGGCUGCUCUGGAGGAGAAUGGGGGAAACAAUGAUGAGGAAUCUGUCAAAAGUGUUCUGACAUCCCCCGAGAAUCGCAUCCUUGUCAAGCGGAUGCUGAUUAAGUGUGCAGACAUCUCCAAUCCAUGCAGGCCUCAGGAGCUCUGUAUAGAAUGGGCCGGACGCAUCUCCGAGGAGUAUUUUGCACAGACGGACGAGGAGAAGAGACAAGGUCUACCAGUGGUUAUGCCUGUGUUUGACAGAAACACUUGUAGCAUCCCAAAGUCCCAGAUUUCCUUUAUAGACUACUUCAUUACGGACAUGUUUGAUGCAUGGGAUGCUUUUGCAGACCUCCCGAAUCUUAUGCAGCACUUGGACAACAACUUCAAGUACUGGAAAGGCCUGGAUGAGAGGAAGCUGCACAGCCUGCGACCGCCUCCAGAGUAGGCGCUGCAGUGUUGGGCCCUGGGACUCUGCAGCCCGGGGCAGCCCUCCUCUCUCAUGCUGGGGCGUCUCUCUCCCUGCCAGCCCAGCCAGCCAAAGGGCCUCCUCGCCUUCACUCUCCUGCUUCUGUAGCACGCCGAGCGUCCACAUGUCCGUCCAUCCAGAAACCACAGAAGGACUUCCUGACGGGCAGUUGCUGCAGCAAUAUUGCUGGCUUUACAACCCUGUCAGACGAGAACUGUGACAAACAGAUGUGGACAUACAGCAUCCUUAUGAACUUCUCGUGCCUCUCGGGCAUUCGCAGUGUAGCUGGUCAAGUGACAUGACUGAGAGAGGGUCCUUACAGGCCUCCUGGCAAAGCAUCCGUCCCCUAAUUACCACGUGGGCAAUCCUGUCUGCCUGUGAAGUUGCUGUUUGACUAAAAACUGUUUGUUUACUGAAGGAGCGCGCGACACUGGAGGAGUGGGUGGAAGUGUGGCCUGCAUAUGAAGGUGUCAGGUCAUAUAAUCACCUCUGACCUCCAUCCCUGUGCUCGCAGCAAGGCAGGACUGCUACUUCUGCCCCUGGAGGCCACACCAUGAAAGAACACUCCACUGCUUUUUUUUUUUUUUUU
Messenger RNA from Epinephelus fuscoguttatus (brown-marbled grouper), 4401 nucleotides. It is a transcript of the gene pde8a, whose product is annotated as phosphodiesterase 8A. Gene Ontology annotation, biological process: signal transduction; regulation of DNA-templated transcription; positive regulation of ERK1 and ERK2 cascade. Gene Ontology annotation, molecular function: 3',5'-cyclic-AMP phosphodiesterase activity. The transcript has 22 exons. Bases 1335 to 3791 code for a protein of 818 amino acids. Lineage: Eukaryota; Metazoa; Chordata; Actinopteri; Perciformes; Serranidae. The record is from RefSeq and is a predicted model, not a curated record.